AGCUGGCGCCCUUGCGAUCAUGGAGGCGAUACCGGUGCAAUACAGAGACAUAGUUGGGGGGCCAUCCUUGAAAGUGGAUGUGCACACUGGAGCAUUUGCAGAGGGGCUGUUAACUUUCCUAAUUACCUUUGCAUGCCUUUCCAUUAUUGUUAAGGGUCCUCGUAAUGUAAUAUUGCAGGCAUGGUUGCUCGCUCUUGUAAUGGUAGUCUUGGUUAUGUCUGGCAUUGACUAUACCGGCCUUCCAUGAAUCCUGUCACUGCAUUUGGCUGGGCAUAUUUAAAUAGAAGGCACAACACACCAGAGCACCUCUAUGUUUAUUGGAUUACCCCAUUUAUAGGCGCAUCUCUGCCUGGGUUUUCCGGAUUUUCUUUCCCCGCCUGCACCGAAGCAGAAGAAAGCGUAAGUGAAAAUCAAUUAAUUAAUUUGUCCCUCCACAACACUAGUGGAUAUUUACAUGUUUAUGUUACUUUCUUUUCUUUGUGGAUAUUUAAAAGGGUAGUGUGAAUGGAAGUUUAUGUACUGCUUUUGUAUUGUGUCUUGUUGAUUUUCAUCUUGUUGGAUCUCGUCUUGCAACUUUCUUUCUCUGGACUCAACAAGUAAAGAUUCAGUUCAUGC
Messenger RNA from Rubroshorea leprosula, 615 nucleotides. The record is from the annotation of a GenBank genome assembly. Lineage: Eukaryota; Viridiplantae; Streptophyta; Magnoliopsida; Malvales; Dipterocarpaceae.